Molecule: messenger RNA, 288 nt
Organism: Botrytis byssoidea
Lineage: Eukaryota; Fungi; Ascomycota; Leotiomycetes; Helotiales; Sclerotiniaceae
Exons: 1
Coding region: 1-288 (95 amino acids)
Source: RefSeq, a predicted model, not a curated record
AUGGAACCAUAUAUACGGGGCUAUUGGACAUGUCUCGAAUGCGACAGAUCUGAGAAUUCUGGCCGUCCGGACGCACACACUCUCAUGUGUCGACAUGACUUUUGCAGACGUCAAGCCGAUUACAGAUCUGCUGAAGAAGAGAAUUCACUGGAUCAUACUUCGCGAGAAGAGAAGCUUCGAAAUGAGAUUCUUUGGGAUGGGACACCUAUAGGACGAGAUAUUCUCAGACCUGACGUUCCGGGAGAUUAUUGGAGAAGAUGCUUUACGAAAAGACACAACUCGAAGUGA